Messenger RNA from Mesorhabditis spiculigera, 840 nucleotides. Lineage: Eukaryota; Metazoa; Nematoda; Chromadorea; Rhabditida; Rhabditidae. The record is from the annotation of a GenBank genome assembly.
AUGGCCACGAGACAAACGAACGGGUGCCGAAGCAGCCUGGCGGGCAGCCACACAUGCUACCUGCUGCCCCAACUCUGCCAUCGGACCGGCAUCACCGACAAAAUGCGCAACGACAUGCUCUGCAUGCGCGCUAUGUCCAAAGUCACCCGCUUGACCCCGGGCGCACGCCUCGACAUGACCCGCAAGUGGCUCAGGAAGGUUCGCGAGAUGAAGGAUCUGCCAGAAUUUUUCCGCCAUUGUGGCUUCGAGCUGGACGAAGAGUUCAUCCACUUUCCCUCACGUCGUCUUGAUGAAGAACUGUGCUUCGGGCGUCGUCCUGGCGGCUACAAAGGUGAAAAGGCAGAAUGGGCGCGCCAAGUCAACUCGAAUGGUAACUACAGAAGUGCCGCUGUAAACCAUUGGAUGGUCGUCGCACCGAACAUUCAGCAAUCGAUUACUGCCGCCCAAACUGAAUCCAUCGGCCGUCAAAUCAACACGGAUCAAGCUGACGGCUAUCUGGAUGUCAUCCGGGAGAACCUUGACGAAGCGGGACGACGGAGAAUGAAGCGACGCGUUCGUCUGCUGAUCGGUCGACCACUAGAUGGCGGUGCCAGCAGCUCGGCUCCAUUGAUGGCUCGAGUGCCCAAGUUGCUGCCAGUGCGGUGGCCGCCGUCUGCUGCAAAGCCAAUGCCGGCAAUGGUACGACUUCUACAUGGUGAACGGGACCAACGCUGCUCAAUCAACGUGGACGCCAUUCAAGAUGCAGCCAGCAAUAACAAGGUUGUGUUCAAACUCGGGCAUUUCUACAACAAGAGGGCAGCCACCGUCCUCGUCUCGACCAAACAAAGGACCAAACUGUCA